This is a messenger RNA of Penicillium longicatenatum, 4842 nucleotides long. RefSeq names its product non-ribosomal peptide synthetase. The record is from RefSeq and is a predicted model, not a curated record. Lineage: Eukaryota; Fungi; Ascomycota; Eurotiomycetes; Eurotiales; Aspergillaceae. Gene Ontology annotation, biological process: fatty acid metabolic process. The transcript has 3 exons. The coding region runs from base 1 to 4842 and encodes 1613 amino acids. Gene Ontology annotation, molecular function: medium-chain fatty acid-CoA ligase activity; phosphopantetheine binding.
AUGGCGGCAUCGCCAGAAUCAUUCCUUAUAGGACAACUUCUACGUCUUCGGAAUGAGGCUUCUCAUCCAGACUCCGCCCAACACCUAUCCUCCCUCCUCUCCUCUCACAAUGGUCCAUGGCCUGCUAAACAACUUCUUCCUUGCUUUAAGGAUAUAUACCAAUCCCUUCCUGAAGCAUUGAAAGCCAACAAUGACGAGUUCAUUGCCAGCCUCCGGGCUCAGGCCAAAGCUGUCAUCCCCGAUGUGGCAUCGUUGAUUGGAACAGACAGCCGUGCUGGUUUCAUAGAUGCUACCACUGGGAGGAAUCUUACCCAUGGUGCCAUCCAACGGUUUGUGCACAACUUUCAGUUGCCCAUUGGUCUUUCCAGGCAUGGCAAGCCUCGCAUCGCUGUCAUCCUGCCCAAUGGCCCUCUGAUGGCCAUUGCGGUCCUUGCUUUCACAAACAGGUAUACGAUUGUACCCAUGGCAUCGAAUACAGUACCAGAGCAGCUCCACAUGGACAUUGAACAGUGUCAAGCUGAUGCUGUUGUCGCCUUGGAUUCUGAUAUUGGCAAGCUGCAACUGGACAAUGGGAGUCGACCUAUAUUUGGCGUCGAACCACUGGAGGAUCUGACUUUCCGUGUCGUCUCUGAGCAACAUGCUUCUGGUGCAUCAGACAUCCCCGCCAACGCCGGCGAUGAUAUCGCGAUUAUUCUUUUCACCAGUGGUACCAGCGGUAACAAGAAGCUGGUUCCUAUCACAAUUUAUAACCUCAUCGCCGGUACGAUGGCCACGAUUGAAUCGGUCGAACUGUCUGAAACGGACACAUGUCUUAACAUGAUGCCACUUAACCAUGUCGGCGGUAUCAUUCGGAGUAUCUUCUCUCCUCUUCUCGCUGGCGGCGCCACGAUCUGCUGCCCCUCCUUCGACCCCAGCAUGUUCUGGGAUGCCGUCGAAAGUCCUUACAUGACUCCGACUUGGUACUAUGCCACGCCCACAAUGCACCAGAUGAUCCUCGGUGAAGCCAAGCACCGCCCUGAGGCUGUCAAGCAAAGUGUCAUCAAGUUCAUCUGCAAUGCCGGUGCUGGUCUCCCACCGACUCUUGCCGCUCAGCUUCAUGAUACUUUCCACAGUGUUAUCCUACCCAGUUAUGGUAUGACUGAGUGCAUGCCCAUUGCUGCGCCUCCUAAGGACUAUACUCUUGAUCGUCAUGGCACAUCAGGACGGAUUGUUGGUCCCGAAGUUGCAAUCAUGAACGAUGGAACUCCUGUCGCGCGCACUGGAAUGCUUGGACACAUCUGCAUUCGUGGUUCACCCGCCUUCGAGGGAUACCUGACCCCGGAAGGCAAGAUUGAUACCAGCGCAUUCGAUGGGGCUGGCUGGUUUGACACUGGUGACCUGGGUUAUCUCGACGAUGACAACUACCUGUACAUCACCGGUCGCAGCAAGGAAGUCAUCAACCGUGGUGGUGAAAUUAUCUCUCCCGUCGAAGUGGAAGACGCCGUGCUAGCCGCGGCGAGGGAUCCCAACUCUCCACUGUAUGGUCGUGUCUCUGAGACAUUGGCCUUUUCCGUCCCUGAUGAGGUGCUCCAAGAAGUCGUCGGUGCGGUCAUCACCUGUCCCCCCGGCGUCCCUCGCCCGGAUCUUCGCAUGCUGCAUGAGGCUCUGCACCCCAUCAUCCACCAACCCAAGUGGCCCGCUUUGAUCACAUACAUGGAUCGUGUCCCCAAAUCAAAUAAUAAGAUCCAGCGUAUCAAGCUUGCAGAGCGAUUAGGUCUGGAGACUCUCACCCCGACCACUCCUCUGGCCGACCGACACUUUGAGGCUGUCUGUCCGCCCAACGGCACCCCACUCAGUACACCCAUCAGCAAGAAGCAAUGCGUUGUUGACGAGAGCGCCAUCCGAUCGGUUCUCUCCAAAAAAGCUAGCACCCUGGACUUGCACAUCCACACACACCCACGCGACGGGUUCGCACAGGCUGUGUUAUUCGGCAAGAGCUCGGAUGAUGAGCCCAUCACACCCGAAGACCUUCGUAGCGACCUCGAUGGCUACCUCAUUCCCAGCCGUAUCACUUCCCUCGAGGGCCCUAUGCCUAUCGAUGCCUUCGGUAAUCCAGACCAGGCUGCCAUUGAAGAGGCGAUUCGUGCCCGUUACUCGGAUGGUGAUUUGACGCCUAUUCAGCGCCGUAUCCGUGAGAUUUUCGCCGCGGCUUUGUCUUGUGAGGCAGAUGAUGUUUCUGCGGCGACCGACUUUUUCGCUGCUGGCGGUGAUAGUCUUAGUGCCGGCCGUCUGGUUUCGCAGCUCCGUCGUGAAUUCAGUAUUUUCCUUCCUGGUGACAUUCUCUUCCACCACAGCACUGUCGGUGAGGUCGAGGACAAAAUCACGGAAGCAGUUGAGAUCAAGGCUGCCAGGGGUGACGUGGGAGAGGUCGAGCUGCCCGGUUGCGAGAAGACCUACAGCAGCACUAACCCUAUUCUCCUGGUUCUGCAUCUGUUCCCGAUCAUGCUGUUUGCUCCCAUGAAACGUGCCUUCCAGUGGUUGGUCUUCGCGUAUGUUAUGGCUGAGUGUUCAACUCGUUUCCCCAUUAGUGACGUUCUCAUUGGUCGUGUUGUCCUGAUCGUCCUGGCCGUGUUGUCUGCUCGGGUGGCCGGACAUAUCGUGUUCCCUCUAUGUGCUCUUACCUUUAAAUGGCUCGUCAUCGGUCGCUACAAGGAGGGCAUCUUUCCCAUGUGGGGCCCAUACCACACUCGCUGGUGGUUAACCCAGAAGGCAUUGCAAGUCUGCGGUAAGGGUAUGUUCGCUCGCUUCAACUGGUCUCGCGUGCUCUUCUACCGUCUGCUCGGAGCAAAGAUUGGCAAGAACGUUACUCUUCAUCCGAUGGUCAAGCUUGGUGAAUAUGAUCUGAUUGAAAUUGGUGACAACGUCAUACUGGAUGUUUGCCAGUGCCGUCCUUUCGCCGUGGAACGCAAUACCUCCAUGCUCCUCAAGCGCAUCUCUAUAGGCAAGGACUCAUCCGUGGGUACCAAAUCCAUCCUCGCCCCAGGUGCCGUUGUCCCCGAGAACACUUGCAUUGGUCCCAACUCGUCCAGCUGGGAGCUCCAGGAUGCUGAUGAGUCCAACCGUGACUUACUUUCCUCUCGCAUUCCUCAGCCCCAUUGGAUUUGGUCCAUUAUCCUCAUCGAGCCUAUCAAGAUUCUUGUCUGGGUUGCUUCUCGCCUUACCUGGAUGGGUGGUCUCGUGCCUAUGGUGUACUCCUACCCUGCAACCUCGCCUGACAUGUUCCUGGGUACCCUGGAAUGGUUCACCAACGGCCAGCGAAUUGGAUACCACAUCACCGCAAAGAUCUGCCGUGCUAUCGGCAGUCCGAUUGUGCAAUUCGCCGCCGUCUUGCUUAUCAAGUGCCUCCUCGAUCUUCUCUGCGGUAAACCCAAGCCUGGUCCUGCCUCAAAGCAGACCGAGCGCCAGAAGGUUCGGAGUGCUGUGCUAUCUCAGAUCCUGCCUGCCGGUGAUAUUCAUGAGCUCACCCGUCUUGUUGGUCGUCACUACGAGGCUGUCUCGAUUGCCGUCCGCGCCCUGGGUGGUAAGGUCGGAAAGCGUGUCUACUGGCCCAGUGUUGGGCCCGCUGUUCCCGACUUCGACCUCGUCGAGGUUGGAAACGAUGUUGUCUUUGGAUCCCGCUCGACGAUCGUCACAUCCGAUGGAUACGGUCGUGAUCGUGUCACAAUCGGUGAUGGCACCAUGGUCGGCGACCGUGUCGUCGCUCUGCCCGGUACCACUAUCGGUCGCGAAGCCAUGAUCGGUUCUGGUGCUUUGCUCCGCCGCAAUGGCGACUUCCCUUCGAACACCAUCUGGACUGGUAGCAAAGGAGGCAACGCCGUGCAAUUCCCAACUAGCACACCACCAAUGUCGAAUGCCCCCACCGUGGUUAACAGCAGUGACAGCAGCACGAACGGCGACAGCGAUGAUGAAAAGCGCACAGGUGGCGAGAAGUCGUUCAGCGAGAAGCAGAGCAGUCUUGGUUAUAAGAAUCAGCUCACUGAGGUCGAGACGGAUACCUGCAAGCCCUUCGGUCGCGCGUUCUACCGCCACGAAUCGAACUACUACGUUCUCCGCAUCUGGCAAAUUAUGGUCUACUCUGUCAUCGCCGUCGUCUUCACAACUGUCUUCUGGAUCAUCUCCAUCCCACUUUCCCUCUUCGCUCUGCGUGGUGCUCUGACUUAUGGCACCUCCGGAGCCCUCCAGCCUGGCCCAUGGCGCCCAUUUGUCAAUUACGGUAUCCUCGCCGCAGUCCUGGCGGGUAUCAGUACCGUGCAAGUUUUCAUAGCCCUCGGUCUCGUCAUCUGGAUCAAAUGGAUGGUUAUGGGCCGUCGCCAGGAAGGAAGCUUCCACUGGGACAAGAGCAGCUACAACCAACGCUGGCAAUUCCUCCUCUCCUGCGAGACAUUGAUCAAGGACUGUUACGGCAAACUGGGUCUUCUACCAUUGCUGAGUGGAACUGCCUGGGUAGUCUGGUAUUACCGUCUGCUCGGUGCGAGAAUCGGAAAAGACUGUGCUAUCCACGCAAACGGCACGCCGAACAUCUUCUUCACUGAGCCUGAUCUUCUUACUCUCGGUGACCGCGUCGCCGUUGACGAUGCCAGUCUAGUUUGCCACUUGAACUCUCGUGGUGAAUUCGAGUUGCAUCACUUGAAUGUUGGAGAUCGAAGUAUCUUGCGCGCUGGUUCGCGCUUGAUGUCUGGUGCUUCGAUGGGCCAGGAUGCUUGUCUUUUGGAACACACUUUGGUUCUCUCUGGAGACCACGUCGAGGAUGGAAACACUUUGCAGGGCUGGCCUGCUGGACCCUUCGAGGGCACACGUGUUUGA